UUCAGAGCACAAGUCCUCAAUUUAGCACCAUGGCACUGGGAGGGGCCUUCAGCAUCUUUAUGGCUCUCUGUUUGUCUUGCCUGUUCAUCCUGAUUGCUUGGAAGCGGACCAGUAAGGGAGGAAAGCUGCCCCCAGGCCCCACACCAAUACCGUUUUUGGGGAACCUGUUACAAGUCCGAAUUGAUGCCACAUUUCAGUCCUUCCUGAAGCUCCAGAAAAAAUAUGGCUCUGUGUUCACCGUAUACUUUGGUCCAAGGCCAGUGGUUAUCUUAUGUGGACAUGAGGCAGUGAAGGAGGCCCUGGUGGACCAGGCAGAUGACUUCAGUGGCCGUGGUGAAAUGCCAACACUAGAGAAGAACUUCCAAGGUUAUGGUUUAGCUCUGUCCAAUGGAGAACGAUGGAAGAUUCUACGGCUGUUUUCCCUGACUGUCCUUCGAAACUUUGGGAUGGGGAAGCGGAGCAUUGAGGAGCGGAUCCAGGAGGAAGCUGGCUACCUACUGGAGGAACUCCAUAAGGUCAAAGGAGCUCCCAUAAAUCCCACCUUCUACCUGAGCCGCACUGUGUCCAACGUCAUCUGUUCUGUCGUCUUCGGAAAACGCUUCGACUAUGAGGACCAGCGUUUCCAGAGCCUCAUGAAGAUGAUCAAUGAGAGCUUUGUGGAGAUGAGCAUGCCCUGGGCACAGUUAUAUGAUAUGUACUGGGGAGUGUUGCAGUAUUUUCCAGGAAGGCACAACCACCUCUACAACUUGAUAGAAGAGCUUAAGGACUUCAUUGCAUCCAGAGUCAAGAUCAAUGAAGCAUCUUUUGACCCCUCAAACCCUAGGGACUUUAUCGACUGCUUUCUCAUCAAGAUGUACCAGGAUAAAAGUGACCCACACACAGAAUUCAAUCUCAAGAACUUGGUUCUCACCACCCUCAACCUCUUCUUUGCUGGCACGGAAACUGUGAGUUCCACGUUACGAUAUGGAUUCUUGCUGCUGAUGAAGUACCCCGAGGUAGAGGCCAAGAUCCAUGAGGAGAUUAACCAGGUGAUCGGAACACAUCGUACCCCAAGAGUGGAUGACCGGGGCAAAAUGCCCUACACUGAUGCUGUCAUCCAUGAGAUACAGAGACUGACAGAUAUUGUGCCCCUGGGUGUCCCCCAUAAUGUCAUACGGGACACUCAUUUCCGAGGCUACUUUCUACCCAAGGGUACAGAUGUGUAUCCCCUGAUUGGCUCGGUCCUCAAAGAUCCCAAAUACUUCCGCUACCCAGAUGCUUUUUAUCCUCAACACUUCCUGGAUGAACAGGGACGCUUCAAGAAGAAUGAUGCCUUUGUGGUUUUUUCUUCUGGAAAGCGCAUCUGUGUUGGAGAGGCCCUGGCCCGAAUGGAACUCUUCCUUUACUUCACCUCCAUCCUUCAGAGGUUCUCCUUACGUUCUCUGGUGCCUCCUGCUGAUAUUGACAUCGCUCACAAAAUCUCAGGCUUUGGCAACAUCCCCCCAACUUAUGAGCUCUGCUUCAUGGCCCGCUGAGUGUCCACUGGGAGGCCAGACAAGAGUCACCUGAGACCCGAGCUUUGCUGGAGUUCACACACACCCCAUCUCCCUUCAAUCCUCCCUACUUCUCUAAGGAAAGUCUCUCUCACUGUGCUGAGACCACGGGUCAGGAGAGGUGUCUGCAAAAACAUGGCUGGAUGUAUAAAGCAGGGUUCUAGCCACACUCUGGGGGAAAGCCUGAAGAUUUAAUUAAAUUUCCUGAAUUUCUCAACCUUGGUCUCAGUGGGCACCAAACUUAUAUAAUCUUUCAUCUUUGCCCUGAUAUUGACCAGAAUCUACCCCAAAAUUCUUUCCUGUUUGCUUUUAUUUCUCUUCCCCAAUAAAGAACUCAAAGACUGUUGAC
Messenger RNA from Arvicanthis niloticus (Nile rat), 1881 nucleotides. RefSeq names its product cytochrome P450 2G1. Gene Ontology annotation, molecular function: iron ion binding; heme binding; oxidoreductase activity, acting on paired donors, with incorporation or reduction of molecular oxygen, reduced flavin or flavoprotein as one donor, and incorporation of one atom of oxygen. Gene Ontology annotation, biological process: epoxygenase P450 pathway; xenobiotic metabolic process. The record is from RefSeq and is a predicted model, not a curated record. Gene Ontology annotation, cellular component: intracellular membrane-bounded organelle; cytoplasm. NCBI's taxonomy places the organism in Eukaryota, Metazoa, Chordata, Mammalia, Rodentia, Muridae.